CGGUCUGACCAGCCUGGGAUGCAAACGAGCCGCCCUCCCGGACCCUCCCGGGGCAGGGCCGCCCGGGGGGUGAUGGGAAGGGAGGCUGGCCGGGUGCCGGCGACCCCGGGCUCAGGGCGGGAAGUGGGCGCGGCGCCUCUGCGGGGUGCGAGGCAGCAGCGAGCCAGGAUGGAAGCGUGGUCCUCAGGCCGCCGGCAGCCUCUGGAGCCCCACUGAGCCGGCCGCCAAGAUCCUGCGCGACAGCCGAGAUGUGUCUGCGCCUUGGUGGCCUGAGUGUGAGUGACUUCCGGAAGGUGCUGAUGAAAACAGGGCUGGUGCUGGUGGUGCUGGGCCAUGUCAUCACCUCGGGCAUUGCAGCCAUCGUGUUGUCACGCUACCUCCCAAGCAUCCCCCUGCGUUGGGCAGUGUUUAGCUCCAGUGUGGCCUGUGCCCUUCUCUCUCUGACCUGUGCUCUCGGCCUCUUGGCCUCGAUCGUCGUGACCUUUGCCACCCAGGGCCGAGCACUGCUGGCUGCCUGCACUUUUGAGAGCCCUGAACUACUGGCACUGGCGCCCGACUGUCCCUUCGACCCCACACGCAUUUAUAGCUCCAGCCUGUGCCUCUGGGGCAUCUCACUUGUGUUCUGCGUGACAGAGAGUGUGUUUGCUGUGCGGUGUGCCCAGCUCACCCACCAGCUGCUGGAGCUGAGGCCCUGGUGGGGGAAAAGCAGCCACCACAUGGUAAGGCCUGCCACCCCCUCCACAGACCUGACUCCCCAUAUUUCCUGGCAUCCUCUGCUGGGCAGCCCCCAUUCUCUCUAACUGAGAACUGGGACAAUAGUUUUCUCCUCAGAACCAAAGGCAGAGGCUUGAAGGCUCAGAAAGGUCAGACCUCCCAGCUAAAAUCACACAGCUGACAGCUAGCUCACUCAAGGCCCAGGAUUUGAGGGAGAGGGAGGGCUAUCCAAGCUGUAAUUGGGGGCACUCCGAGGGUUUGGCCUGGCUCUUGCAUGGGGGGAGAUGUAGUGAUGCUCCUUUGCCUGAGAUCCUCCCAGCCCUCUCCUCCUCCCAUUCCCUGGGUGACUUGGAAGAGGAGACCCAGACACAGAGAUCCUGCAGCUUGGCAGCCUCUUGUGUCUCCACAGAUGGAGGAGAGCCCAGAGCCCGCGGAGGGCCAUGACCUGAUGAGCUGCCUCAGCUCCGGGCCACUGACACUCUGACAGCUAAUGCCUCACCUGGGCCCCAUGGCCUCUGGGGUUUUGCAACCAAGUCUGCACUGUGACCAGCCAGGAUUCCUGGAGCCAGCCUGCAAGGGCUCAGUGACAACUCGGGGACCCGAGUGGGGCUUUCAACCCCUCCCCCAGCCACCCAGCCCACUGCACUGAAACAAGACUUUAUUCUGAAGUUAUUAAAAAGAACAGAGAUGCUGCA
Hipposideros armiger (great roundleaf bat) is the source of this 1409-nucleotide messenger RNA. It is a transcript of the gene TMEM54, whose product is annotated as transmembrane protein 54. NCBI's taxonomy places the organism in Eukaryota, Metazoa, Chordata, Mammalia, Chiroptera, Hipposideridae. Bases 249 to 800 code for a protein of 183 amino acids. The transcript is spliced from 5 exons. The record is from RefSeq and is a predicted model, not a curated record.